AGUACUUUUAUUGAUUGUGAUGGAAACAUCGGUACUGCGAGGGAGGGGCUCGCCUGGACCCCCCUGGGGCAGUGAGGAUUACCAAGGAAGUGUCUAUCACCAUCUCACGCGGUGGUCGGCCUUCGUGGACUUCAAUCGUAGAGGGGUAUUGGGCUGCAAGGACUGGAUAGAGCGGUACUCUUUGGGGGCCAAGUUGGAGGGUCAUCGGGGAUGUGUUAACUCCGUACUAUGGUCGGAGGAUGGUGCCUUCGUGAUCAGUGGUAGUGACGAUAAAGAUGUGCGAAUAUGGCGCGAGCAAGGAGGCUCCUCUCAGUGGAAGUGUGUCACCACCCUUGAGACAGGGCAUUCCCACAACAUUUUCUGCGCUACCUUCGUACCAGGGAGCUGUAGUCGCGAAGUGGUGACCUGUGCUGGCGAUGGGGAACUGCGUGAUAUCGACGUGGAGACUGCCACUACUAGGGUCCUCCAUAGUUGCCCAGGGAUCUGUUUCAAGCACUGUCAUGCCCCAUUCUGUCCUCAACUCGUACUCCUCACUAAGCAAGAUGGAGGCGUUCGGCAAAUCGAUCUGCGUGAGGGAAUCCCGCCGUCUUUGGAAAACAGAGGGAGGGGUGGUGGCGUGCGUCUUUUCAAUGUUAACAACUUUCAAGAGCCCUCCUCUCGCGCCGUCAAUAUGUCAACAGCUAUCGGCUUCAAUCCUGUCCAGCCCUACCUCUUUGCCCUCGGGGAGUGCUCCAAAGUAGUCCGGACUUUCGACAUGCGGAUGAUACGCUCGGCUUUGGAAGCUGAUGUUUGCCAUGACGUUAGUCAGAUGGCUGUGCAACAGUUCUACCCCGAGACAGUGAUGGAAGAUGCUACCGACCCCGACGAUCUAGCGCUAUCUGGCCUGUGGUGGUCCAAGGAUGGCAACAGCCUCCUCCUCAACUACAGGGGCUCUGAUAUGUAUGAGAUCAAGAGCUUGGAUAAGGUUGAGCGUACGAGGCCGAGUACGUCCCCGGCGUCGUCCAUAGGCAGCAAGAGUGUGGUAGCAGUGGAGACUUCUAACCUGAGGGUCUACACUGGGAGGAGGAAUGAGGAGACCUUCGCUAAGGAAUGUUGCAUGCUGAAUGGAGACCGGUACGUCGCAACGGGAGGAGAUUGCGGUCAUGUAUACAUCUGGGAUCGCUGUACGCAGAGGCUCCAGCGGAAGAUCAAAGCCGAUACGUUCGUCGUUAAUUGUGUGGCCCCCCAUCCCCUAGGAGAACCUUUCCUACUAACUAGCGGUAUAGACAGCGACGUUAAGCUGUGGCACACUGGGACUAUCCGACAUACGUUGAAGCGCGACUGUAGCAACAAUCUACUUAAUGGUGGUCUCUCUCGACCGCUGAGAUCUCGAUUGUUCGGCUCUCAGCGAGAGGAUGAGGCGCCAACGACGAUCAUAACGAUAGAGGAGAUCAGAGGGCGGAUAGAUAGAGCUAAUAGUAAGAGACAACAUGCCAAUGAUGCCUUCCGGGAAUCACGGUACCAGACAGCUCUAGUGUUAUAUAGCGAGGUGUUAGACUUACUACGAUACAACUCUACUGAGGAGAGCGAUGAAUUGGAAAGGGAACGGCGGGAGUGUGCGGCGAUUACCUACAGUAACAUGACUGCUUGCCAUAUAAAGCUGUCCAGUUGGGCGGAUGGUCUCGCGGCUAGUAACUCGGCACUCGAGCUUGAGCCUUAUCUACUGAAAGCUAUCUUGCGACGAGCACGCUGUAAGUUCGAGCUGAACGACUUCAAUGGCUGUCGAGACGACUUGAGUAUUGCUGAGCAUCAUCGGGAUAUCGGACCCUCUGGUCUCCAUGAGAUAAGAAAGCUUCGGCACGAGAUCGCUGUGAAGGAACGAGAAAGUCGUCGCCGUGAACAAUCCUUCUUCGCGAGGAUAUUCGGAUAG
Molecule: messenger RNA, 1909 nt
Organism: Perkinsus marinus ATCC 50983
Lineage: Eukaryota; Perkinsozoa; Perkinsida; Perkinsidae
Exons: 18
Coding region: 20-1909 (629 amino acids)
Cellular component (GO): Cul4-RING E3 ubiquitin ligase complex; cytoplasm
Molecular function (GO): protein binding
Source: RefSeq, a predicted model, not a curated record